Molecule: messenger RNA, 1325 nt
Organism: Daphnia pulicaria
Lineage: Eukaryota; Metazoa; Arthropoda; Branchiopoda; Diplostraca; Daphniidae
Product: alpha-(1,3)-fucosyltransferase C-like
Exons: 3
Coding region: 426-1325 (299 amino acids)
Cellular component (GO): membrane
Molecular function (GO): alpha-(1->3)-fucosyltransferase activity
Source: RefSeq, a predicted model, not a curated record
UAACAAGUGUCCGCGCUAAAAUUAUUUAAAAAAGUGAAAAGCAAUCUGAAAUGGGUUCCUCGACUCAUCGCCUGUUCCUCUCAUCAUUAGUCACGAUGGUUCUAUGGCGAAGGAGUUAUCGUUAUUUCGUGAUCUUGUUUUUCUGCUGCUACAUCUUCACCAAUCUCGUCCGGCAGUAUGGCGUCAAAGAAGUUCAAGUUUAGAUUGAAAGUGAUAACCUUCUUGGUGCACAUCAGCCUGAGAAUGUCUUGCCAGUUUUGAAAACGAUUCUCUACUGGAACAGCUUCUUCGGCAAAAAAGAUUUCGCUUUCGGAUUCGGACAGCAGCCGUUUGUCAAUGCCAAAUGUCCAACGGCGACCUGUUACGUGACCGACGACCGGGCCUUAUUCAAUCGCAGUGAUGUCGUCAUCUUCUCCAUCCAAGGAAUGAACCUGACAGAUUUACCGACUUAUCGAUUUCCGCACCAGCGAUUCGUCUUCUAUGAAAUGGAAUCUCCAGCCACCACCGAUUACAGGCCGCUGCUGCACAAUCAAACCCGUUUCGGUUUCUUUAAUUGGACCAUGACGUAUCGGCUGGAUUCGGACAUUGUUAACCGUGAUCCUUACGGCAUUGUGUUGCCGACUCAAAAUAGUACCUCUUAUCCGAAACUUCGCCGGGGUAACGCGGCAGCAGCAUUACAUCACGACCUGAAGAAUAAGGAUGAGCUUGUCAACAUUUCCAGCAAAAAGAAACUGGUGGCCUGGUUUGUGUCGCAUUGCGUGACUUCAAAUCGUCGCGAGGAUUACGUCAAAGAACUGAGCAAAUACAUCCCGGUGGACAUUUACGGCAAGUGCGGCAAUUUGACUUGCUCGAACCGAAAUAAUUGCAAGGAAAUGAUCCGCAGAGAUUACAAAUUCUACAUCGCUUUCGAGAACUCGCUGUGCACAGAUUACGUCACGGAGAAGCUGGCCAUCGGUCUCAUUUAUGACGCAGUACCCAUUGUUAUGGGCAGUGUCGACUACACCAAAUUUGCGCCGCCUCAUUCGUUUAUUGACGUCAACGACUUUCCUUCUCCGAAACAACUUGCCCGCUACCUUCUACUGCUGAGCGAAACAGAUGCGCUGUACAUGCGCUAUUUUGACUGGAAGCGGGACUUUACUGUCCACUUGAACCUUAAGCUGAGCUGGUGUCGCCUUUGCCAACUGGCUCACGAGAGCCAAGUUUCAUCAACGACUUACAAAGACAUUCUUGAGUGGUGGGUGAGCAAUAACCCUGCCAACUGUAGCAAUUUACCCAAAAACCGAAAUCUAUUAUCCUUUCUCCAAGUACACGAUGUACCGGUAUAG